Messenger RNA from Protobothrops mucrosquamatus (brown spotted pit viper), 1665 nucleotides. It is a transcript of the gene PLAT, whose product is annotated as plasminogen activator, tissue type. Bases 1 to 1665 code for a protein of 554 amino acids. The transcript is spliced from 13 exons. NCBI's taxonomy places the organism in Eukaryota, Metazoa, Chordata, Lepidosauria, Squamata, Viperidae. The record is from RefSeq and is a predicted model, not a curated record. Gene Ontology annotation, biological process: plasminogen activation; smooth muscle cell migration. Gene Ontology annotation, cellular component: extracellular region. Gene Ontology annotation, molecular function: serine-type endopeptidase activity.
AUGGGCCUGAGACAGACUCUUCUCUUCCUCCUCCUGGCAGGAGCCCUCACCCUGCUUCAGUGCCAGGAGCUGUUUGUACGCGUUAUCCACAGUGGCCGAGAAGGUCAACUAAGAAGAGGCAGAUGCAGAGACCCAUUCACCAAACAGACCUACACUCAGAAGGAGAGUUGGCUCCGCCGAGUCAAAGGGAGAACAGAAUAUUGUCGGUGUGAGAACAGUGGCAUCUUCUGCCAUGCAGUACCUGUCAAAGGCUGCAUAAAGCCACUUUGCCUCCAUGGGGGCCGCUGCCAGCAAGCCUUGUACUCCCCCAACCUUUUCAUUUGCUUCUGCCCCCCAGGCUUCUCGGGGAAGUUCUGUGAAAUUGAUACCAGAGCUGUGUGUUACCAGGAUAUAGGGGACACAUACAGGGGGACCUGGAGCACCACGGAGAGUGGUGCAGAAUGUGUGAACUGGAAGACCAAAGCCUUGCGCUUUAAGAGAUUCCACGCAGAUCGUCCAGACGCCUUGCUGUUGGGGCUUGGCGAUCACAAUUAUUGCCGAAAUCCAGAUAAAAGCUCGAAACCCUGGUGCCAUGUCCUUAAAAAAAACAUGUACGUCUGGGAAUAUUGCAGCAUUACAUCCUGUGCCAACCAAAAACAUUCCUGUAUUUUGGGAAGAGGCACUGACUAUCGGGGCGGACAUCACCAAACAGCGUCUGGGGUGACCUGCCUGAGAUGGGACUCCCACAUCCUUGACAAGAAAGUUUACAACGCCUUUCAUCCCGAUGCCCAUCAACUAGGCCUCAGCAGCCACAACUACUGCAGGAAUCCUGACAAUGACACUCAGCCAUGGUGCCAUACAUUCAAGAACGGUGUGACCAAAUGGGAACAUUGUGAUGUGCCAACCUGCUCCACGUGUGGACUGAGGAAGCACAAGGUGGCUGAGAUCCAGAUCAAAGGAGGUGCAUAUUCAUACAUUGAGUCCCACCCGUGGCAGGCGGGCAUUUUUGUGACCAACCGAGGUGCAGAAGGUUAUCAGUGUGGUGGGAUCCUCAUCAAUUCCUGCUGGGUCCUCUCAGCUGCUCACUGCUUUCCAAAAGGCAUCAACCCCCAACGCAUCAAAGUCGUCCUGGGUCGGACGUUCCGUGUGAAAUCAUCAGACACAGAACAGGUCUUCCAAGUAGAGAGAUAUAUUACACACGAGAAGCACAACUCCAGGACUUUGGAUAACGACAUUGCCCUGCUGAAGUUGAAAGAACAUUCCGAAAAGUGUGCCACAGAAACUGACAGCGUCCGUCCCGUUUGUCUCCCUGAAGCUGGACUCCAGCUGCCCGACUGGACGGAGUGUGAGGUGUCCGGCUACGGCAAGCAUGAAAUGGCUUCUCCUUUCCACUCAGAACGUCUAAAGGAAGGACACGUGAGGCUCUAUCCAGACAGCUUGUGUACAUCUGCACGACUUGCCAAAAGGACAGUCACCGAGAACAUGUUGUGUGCAGGAGAUACCCGACACCUCCAUGACGCCUGCCAGGGCGAUUCGGGAGGCCCCCUGGUUUGCCUGCACGAGGGCCGCAUGAAGUUAAUCGGCAUCAUCAGCUGGGGCGUGGGUUGCGCCGCGAAAAACACGCCGGGCGUUUACACGAGAGUGGUUCGCUACCUGAACUGGAUCCAGGAGAACAUGCGUAACUGA